Molecule: messenger RNA, 1388 nt
Organism: Daphnia pulicaria
Lineage: Eukaryota; Metazoa; Arthropoda; Branchiopoda; Diplostraca; Daphniidae
Product: high mobility group protein DSP1-like
Exons: 5
Coding region: 200-772 (190 amino acids)
Biological process (GO): regulation of transcription by RNA polymerase II
Cellular component (GO): nucleus
Molecular function (GO): DNA binding, bending
Source: RefSeq, a predicted model, not a curated record
AGUAGCAAGCCUCUCUCUCUCUCCCAUAGUAGUUUUAACACAGUACAGAGUGCCCAAAAAUUUGUGAUUCUUUUGCUUUUUCACUGCGCUGUGUAUCUCUUGUGUGCUGUGUGUACUACUCACAGAAAAAGGUGCUGUUUUCAGGGUUUAACAAGUUUUGAACUGUCUUAUUUUUCGAAAACUUCGACGAUUUCAAAAGAUGCCACGUGCUAAGGCUGAUGCUAACAAACCCCGUGGCCGCAUGACGGCCUAUGCUUUCUUCGUCCAGACGUGCCGCGAAGAGCACAAGAAAAAGCACCCUGAUGAGAAUGUUGUCUUCUCUGAAUUCUCCAAGAAGUGUGCUGAGCGAUGGAAGACAAUGAGUGAUAAGGAGAAGAAAAGGUUCCAGGAAAUGGCUGAGCGUGACAAGGUCCGCUUUGAUGAUGAAAUGAGGCACUAUGAACCUGCUGACAAAGGUGCUGGUAGAGGCCGUAAACGCAAGCAAGUCAAGGACCCAAAUGCUCCCAAGCGCUCACUCUCAGCAUUCUUUUGGUUUUGCAAUGAUGAACGUGGCAAUGUAAAAGCUGCUCACCCUGAAUACACUGUUGGAGAUAUCGCCAAAGAUCUUGGCAGACAGUGGGGAGAGGUUGAUGAGUCUACAAAGUCAAAGUACGAGGCCAUGGCUGAAAAGGAUAAAGCUCGCUACGAGAGGGAAAACAACGCCUACAAGAAGAAAUUGAAGGGUGAAGCCGAAGAAGAUGAUGAUGAAGACGAUGACGAUGAUGACGAGUAAACAUCUUCGUUUGACUUACCUCUGUUUUUUCCUCCCUCAAUCUCCCGGCUCCUUUUCAAUCCCCCUCGUAUUUUUUUUUUUUACUCCAGUUAGACAUGUGUUCGCCAGAGUAUCUUCAUGUUUGUUUUAUUUUCAUCUUCAUCGUAUCAUCCUCAUUCCUUCCUCCCCAAAACUGCUGACUGGUGUACAUAUCGAGGAAGACAAGACACACAACAGAAAAUCGCUCGCAGCUCCUACUACUCCCUUACCUACCCUUAUAUUUUGAAAAGUUCUUGCAAUAGCAGCCGUUUCAUUCCGUCAAAUCGAAGUGAACAUCACCCAUUUUCGUUAAGGGGUUUCUCUUUUCCCCUUCUCACACCUGUUUGUUUUGGUACAUUCAUUAUCGAUUGGAUUGAAAGGCGUGAAACAAGAUCAUCUCUUAAACUGAGUUCUUUUUACAUCGGAAUCCCCAUCUCCUCUCGAAUAUGUUCACCAAGGAAGCUGGUUAUAAUAUCUAACAUUUUCUCCAACAUUUUCAUGUGGCGUUCUGUUUCGUACUUCCACGUCCCAAAACAUCAUUUUGAAAAAACGAUAAAAAACAAGCAAUGAAUACACAUCCCAUCUUUCCAUGUUUCAA